GAUAUUCACUCCAGAAAUCAAGAUCAAGGUCGGGCUCGACGUAUAAAUGGGUUCCAUCAGGCCUUCUUCCGCCAUCAAUUCGCAUCCUAUCCUCCUUUUGAGCCGAGCUUCGAGUGAAGAGUCUGCCAAAAAAUUUCUAAAAUGCAUUCCGCCAUCGUUUUCGCUUCCCUUUUCGCCGUUGUGUGCGCCGGAGGAAUCCCGGGCAUUCCAACCGCCCACGGAAUCAUUCAAGGUGUCGCUGAUACCCCGGAAGUUGCCGCAGCUAAGGCUCAACACUACGCUGCUCACGCCGCCGCUCGAGGUGUUAUUGCCGCCUCAGUUCUCGGAUACGCUGCCGGACCAGCCCCCAUCUUGGCCCACGCUCACCACGGACACAUUGCUGGAAUCCCAACUGCUCAUGGAGUUAUCACCGGAGUUGCUGAUACCCCCGAAGUCGUUGCCGCUAAGGCUCAACAUUUCGCUGCCCACGCCGCUGCUCGAGGUCACGGUCACGUCAUCGCCGCUGCCCCAGUCGCUGCUGGAUUCGGUUAUGCCGCCCCAGUCUUGGCCCGCGCCGCCGUUCCAUUGGCCGGUAUCCCAACCGCUCACGGAACCAUCACCGGUGUCGCUGAUACCCCCGAAGUCGUCGCUGCUAAGGCUCAACAUUUCGCUGCCCACGCCGCCGCUCGAGGUCAUGGUCACAUCGUUGCCGCUGCUCCAGUUGCAAUUGCCGCCAGCUACGGGUACGCCGCCGCUCCCCUCGUGACCCCAGCGCACAACAUCGCCGGGAUCCCAACCCCCUUCGGUACCAUCACCGGGGUUGCUGAAACUCCAGAAGUUGUUGCUGCCAAGGCGCAUCAUUUCGCCGCACACGCCCAAGCUUUGGCCCGAAACGGUUAAGCUGAACGAAACCUAUUUAUUCUCACUUAUCAACUAUUCAUCCUUCCCCUCUCAUCUUGAACCCUUUGUUUUUUGAGCUUAUCUAUUUUCACUUCUUUCCCUCUCAUUGUUUUCCAUUCUGAAAAAAACCUGAACUGUUUUUUUAUUUUUGUAAUGUUCCACAUAUAUGUGAAAUAAAAACAAAGAAUUCUUCUUCUCGCAAAAUAUA
Folsomia candida is the source of this 1087-nucleotide messenger RNA. RefSeq names its product cuticle protein 18.7. The transcript has 8 exons. Bases 142 to 879 code for a protein of 245 amino acids. The record is from RefSeq and is a predicted model, not a curated record. Lineage: Eukaryota; Metazoa; Arthropoda; Collembola; Entomobryomorpha; Isotomidae.